Funneliformis mosseae is the source of this 2583-nucleotide messenger RNA. NCBI's taxonomy places the organism in Eukaryota, Fungi, Glomeromycota, Glomeromycetes, Glomerales, Glomeraceae. The record is from the annotation of a GenBank genome assembly.
AUGGAAUUGUUUGAGCCAACAAGGCAAUACGAAAUAGAUAUUUCGUCAUACACCCUACACUCUCCACUUUCACCUCAAUCACCACAUACACCGCCACUGAGUCCACCUUCACCUUAUCAAGACUCUCAUGCCUUUAAUUCAAAACAAAUCGAUAAGCCAAAAGCUAAUAAUCCUCUAGUUGAUCUAAUCGAAACCGAAAAAAUAUAUGUUUCAGAUUUAAAAUGUCUGUUACAACAAGUUACAGCAAGUUGGAGUAGAGAUAAUCUCCCCCCACUAGAGUUGGAUUUAAUGUUUCGCCAUAUUGAAAUAAUUUAUAAACAAAACAAAAAGUUUUACUCGAAACUUUCUAAAAUAGGAUCGAGUCCAGUAUUGGCAAGAGAUCUUGGUGAUACUUUAAUGGGUUGGGUCGAUGAUAUGGUGGGACCAUAUACAAAAUAUGCCGAAAACUUCAGAUUAGGUUUUGAUUCUUGGCCCGAAAUUGAAGAAAAUUCGACUUUACAACAGACUUUAAAUGAUAUUUCGGCUGAAAAGAAUCAACCUGUUUCUUUGGAUUAUUUUUUCGAUAUGCCAUUUAAACGACUUCAUUAUUACAAAAAACUAUAUAUGCGACUAUAUAGGAGCACUGAGCCUGGACGUUCCGAUGCUAACCUAUUAUUAUCUGCAAAUGAACGAAUUGAUUUUCUUCUUGAAAUGGAGGAAGAAAUCAAAGGAGCUGUGAUGACUUCGUCAGUCUCUGAAGAAGUUGUUUCUUCGGUGGUAAUUUCAGAAGAAGUGUCUUCACUAAUAAUUUCUUCGGUUGAGGAGGAUGUUUCUUCAGCAGUAAUUUUGCCUGUUGAAAUAGAUAAUGAUGAAAAAGAUAAUAUUUCUAUCAAGUCCCCUUCAACAAAAUCACAAAAUAUUAGUUCUCCAGUUGAUUUGAAGAAUUGGACCAUGAAAGACUUAGAAAAUCAACUUGAUACAUCCAAAACUAAAGAUUUAUUUACAAAAUUACCAAAGAUUGUAAAACUUUCGUUUUUUUCAACAAAUCUUCCUUUCAAACGUGAAAUUGUUCUUCAUGAUGAUUUUAUUAUUGAAAUUACAGAAUCCAUGAAUUCAAUUGAUUUAUCUCACAUUAAUGUUCAUAUGUUUUUAUUGACCGACCUUUUAUUGAUUUGUCAACAAAUCACUCAAGAAGAAAAGCAAGAAUUUUUCUUGGAAAAGGAUAUGAGAUUAUUAUAUCCACCAUUGAGUACAAAACAUCUUGCUAUCAAGGAUGUAAGCGAUGGUGAAGAAGAAAUGCUGGAAUUGACGGUUUUGCAAAAAGAAAUGAUAGUUAUUUAUGUAGAUACCAAAGAAGUUAAAGACGAUUGGUUGAAAGAAGUUACUAAAUCUAUUAACCUUUCUUUUAAUGGAACUGAAAAGCCUCAAUUAGGUAUAGAUUUAAAGGCCGUCCGUAAAUUUGAUAAUAAUUCUCAAUUAUCAACUCCUCCAAUGUCUGCAAACGCGAUUAAAAGAAGUCCAAGUGUAGGUAAUCUGAUAAGCAAACAGCAACUUCAAUCUCCAUCACCUUUAGGGUCUGGGGGGUUUAAUAGUCAAAGUUCGAGCUUAUUUCCAUCUACGCCUGGUUCAGAUUCUCCUAUCGUACGUUCACUUACGCCAGAUCCACCUCGAAAUGUGGGUGGAAAUUAUCCUGGUGAUUACGUGCCAUUUGCAGAAGGAAAUGAACAAGGAACUGGACAAGGACGUCUUAGCGAUCCAAUAUCACCUUUGGAUAUAAAAAAUAGACUGAAUGCAGGAUUACGUGAACGUUCUAAUUCUAUAGCUUCGCUCGCAUCAGUUAUGAGUAUCGCAGUUGAUCAAGAAACAAUUUUCAGAUCAUCCUCAUGUGAAGUAUUUACAUGGGUAAAUGGAGAGUGGAAGCCUUUGACUAAGAAAGAUAAGUGUAUUGUGGAAAUUCGUAUGACAGCUCAAAAAAAAGGAUGUUGGGCUAUAAUAUUGGGAUCAUCUAAUAGAAUGGUUCUUAACGCAUGGAUUUAUUCUUCAACCACCCUUCAUCGAGAGGAUGCAAAUUCUUUUAGUAUAUCAUGUGAGAUGGGACAAAGACGAGAGUAUUACAAGAUUGACACAAUAGAUAGUACAGAAUCUGAUCAAUUUAUUGAUAGCCUGUUGAAAGUUAGGGAAAGUGCAAGAGGAAGUCUCAAUGUUUCACCUGAGUUCAUUUCUCGAUCAUCUUCAUUACAAACAAUUGAACCUUUGCGGGAAGUAGAACAAACUAUUACGCAAAUUAUGGAGACUAGAUGUCGUGUAUUUUUACAAAAUGAUCAUGGAGUUUGGACAAAUCUUGGAUGGGGUAGUAUGAAAUUAUCACUUGAAACGCCUUCACACCGCAAGAGAGUUAUAGUCAAUUCUGAUAAGAAGAAAACAAAGACAAUAAUAGACGCGAUUAUCUGGGAAGAUGGUGUUGAAAGAGUUGGAAAGUGCAAAGUAGCUCUUACGUUGAAUAAUAUGGGUAAUAAUAUGCGAAUCAUUUAUUUACUUCAGAUGAAAGAUGAAGCAUCGGCUGUCAAGGUAUUUGACAUUAUGAAAGAAAAGCGGAAGAAAUGA